AUGUCUAUCAUUAACAGAAAUAUUAAGGUCGCGCUACUUCAAUUCUAUACCGGCUCCGACAAACAGGCCAACUUACAGAAAGUGAGGGAAUUUGCGGCAAAGGCUCUUGCGAAAGAGCCAGCUCUUGACUUACUGGUUUUGCCAGAGUGCUUCAAUUCUCCAUAUGCUGUUGAUCAAUUCAAGAAUUAUUCCGAACCAAUACCAUCAGGGGAAACAACUAAGUUUCUAUCUGACCUUGCCAGAGAGUAUAAUGUCAAUAUCAUAGGAGGAUCAUUCCCUGAACUAGGCUCCGAUAACAAAAUCUACAACACCUCUCUCACUUUUGAUAAGAGGGGAGAGAUUGUUGCGAAGCACAGAAAGGCUCACUUGUUCGACAUAGACAUUCCUGGCAAAAUAACUUUCAAAGAGUCUAUAUCCUUAGCACCAGGAGACAAAGCCACUGUUUUCCAAUUGGACAACUUGUGUAAAAUUGGUCUCGGAAUAUGCUAUGACAUCAGGUUUCCAGAGCUGGCAAUGAUUGCAGCGAGACAAGGUGCUGGAAUUAUGUGCUACCCAGGAGCUUUCAAUACAGUCACGGGUCCUAAGUUUUGGACAAAGUUUGCGGUCGCUAGAGCUAUUGAUAACCAAGUAUACAUUUUGAUGUGUUCUCCUGCAAGAAACGUUGAAGGUGGUGGGUACCAAGCUUAUGGACACUCCAUGGUGGUUGAUCCAAAUGGGGACGUUCUCGUGGAAGCGGGACAUGGCGAAGAAAUUGUCUACUGCGAACUUAAACCGGAAGUUCUUGACGAGGCCAGAAAAAACAUUCCAAUUACCCUGCAGCGCAGAUUCGAUAUCUACCACGAUGUUUCGAAAGAUGCUGUGGCCAAAGCCAUAUAAUGAUCCUCGGUGAAUUGAGAUUACGUAACUCGGCUUUUAGAUUCUUGAAAAAUAAAAGUCGAUCUCGAAGACGCUUAGUGAUUAGUAGAGUGCAUCGUCAAGAUGUUGAGACAGGUUUGUGUACCAAGACGGUUUUACUCCCUAAAAAGGCCUCUGGAACGAGUUCCUACGUGUCCUGAACCAGAAAUCGAUACAGGAUGUACAUAUUGUAAAAUACCAACCUUUCCAAAGAACAAGCAGCUGGAUCAUACAAAACCCAUAGCCAAUACAAAAUCAAAUCCUUGGAAACACUUGAUUGUGAUGUCUGGUGAUCCUGAUUACAAAAACUGGCCCAGCAGAUUUGAGACUUCCCCGGGGACAAUCAUAUCGGAAAUCCAAGCUCACAAACGGAAAGUGCUGGACCCAUUUCAUCCAGUGCUCACCAGCAUGACGACAUUGCAGGAGCAACCGGUUACGCAAGGUAAUACAGUGAUUGGCAUAUACCCGGAUGGUCUUAGGGUGGAAGUGUCUCCAGACAAGGUGGAAGAAUUUUUAAUCGGAUAUCUCAGCACAAUACCCGAUAAUCUUGACCAGGAAGACUCACGGCUCGUGGCAAAAAUGCAGCAAGAUUUCAGGGCCCAGUUUCCAGCUCAAAAGCUAGAUCAGGAUCUGGUGUUGAUCUGUGGUCAUUUAAAAAGAGAUAUCAGAUGCGGGGAACUGGCUCCAUUAAUCGCACAAGAAUUUGAGAAGGUUCUAAAACUGCAUGGCGUUGAGAAUACUAAAUUGGGAAUGAUCUCACAUAUCGGAGGACAUGUUUACGCAGGAAAUGUACUCAUUUUUAAGCGCAAUGGCGAUGUCAUAUGGUAUGGAAGGGUCUUACCGCAUCACGUCCAAGGCAUUGUCAAGCUGACCCUACUCGAAAAUAAACUGAUCGAAGAAC
Molecule: messenger RNA, 1795 nt
Organism: Ogataea polymorpha
Lineage: Eukaryota; Fungi; Ascomycota; Pichiomycetes; Pichiales; Pichiaceae
Exons: 1
Coding region: 1-876 (291 amino acids)
Biological process (GO): oxaloacetate metabolic process; L-glutamine metabolic process
Cellular component (GO): mitochondrion
Molecular function (GO): omega-amidase activity
Source: RefSeq, a predicted model, not a curated record